CCCGCUAAAGGAGUAAAAAGUUUUGAAUGGCACCGAUAGACGACUGUUCACUUCAUAUAUAACCACCGUGUGUCCUUCAUCUUCUUCAUCACAACCACCCCUCAAUCCAGUUCUUUGAUUCAUGGCGCCGCCAGAUUGGUCUCAACUCCAUAGAGAUAUUCUUCAACACAUAUCCAAAACACUCAACAGCGAAUUCUAUCAAAUCCGAUUUCGAUCCGUUUGUUCAUCAUGGCGUUCUUCCAUUCCCAAAAAUCAUCAUCAUCAUUUCAAUUUACCUCUCAAAUUCCCAAUCCCUUCCGAUGAUGAUUCCAAUUCCAAUUCCAAUUUUCAUCUCUCGAAACGAAACGUAUUUCUCAUCACUCCACCCCCAAAUCAAAAACAAACCCUACACCCUUGGUUGAUCAAAAUCGGUCCAGACUCAAAACAACAAACUCAUCUAUGGCAUCCUCUAUCACGUGACAAAAAACUUCCUUUUCAUUUCCAUGACGUCAUCGAUUUCAAUCAACACCGCGUUAUUCAUCUCGGAACCGAAUUCGUCUUCGGUGAUUUACCUUCUUCUCUUUACCGUAACAACAUUGAAAAGAUCGUUGUCUUUGACGCUGACACGUGGCAUAUCGGAAAAGGUAAAGUUUCUUAUUCUGUUCUUCUCACUAUUCAUGUUUCCGGGAAACUUGCUAUUUGCCGAUGUGGUGAUGAGCGUUGGACUGUAAUCCCUGGAAUGGCAACGCCUUAUGAUGACGUUUGUGUCUUCAAUGGGCGGCCUUUUGCGGUUGAUAGUAAUGGCCAGACUGUCGCGGUGGGACUUGAUUUAAGUUUGGAGUUUGUGGCGGAGCCGGUGUUUGGGGGGAAUAAGAAAUUCUUGGUGGAGAGUAAUGGUGAAUUGUUGCUAGUUGAUAAGUAUAUGAUUAGUGUUCAGCAUGAAGGUUUUUUGGAUGAUCAUGGAGAUGGUGUGGGAAAUUAUGAGAUUGGAUUUGGAAGGAAGAGGGCUGUGAAAUUUGAUGUGUUUAGGCUUGAUAGUAUGAGGAAGAAGUGGGUGGAAGUGAGAAAUUUGAAGGAUAGGGUUUUGGUUUUGGGAGAAGGUUGUGCUUUUUCUGUUUUGGCUUUGGAUUUAGGUAUGAAAAAUGGGAAUUGUGUGAUAUAUAAGGAUGAAGCAUUUCGCCAUGUUCAUGUCACCGGGCUUGGGGUACGUGUUUUUUGCUUGGAUAAACAUCGGAUUUCACCUUUGGUUGAUGUUCCUCAUUAUAAUAAGUUGUUUUGGCCACCUCCAGAAUGGCUCAAGUUGCGAUGGUAACAACAAAUAUCUUGGAUUGAAAGGUUGUAAAGGAGCCCUUUGAUGCAACUUUCGGCAAUGCUGCAGAUGAUUUUUGCCCAUAGACAUUGGGGAAUUGCUUCUGGUUUUUUCCCCCUAGUAUUUUCUUGUAAAGUUUUAAAUUAUGAUGUAUAGGGGACUUAAUUUGGAACAAUGUGAUUUAGUCAAUAACCCAUAUACUGUCUCCAUCAUUUUCUUGCUAGUACAAAGCAAGUCGUUUUGCAAUUCUUACUUUUGAAGCAGCCGUACAUUAAAAUAAACUUGUUUUUAAAUCUAA
Trifolium pratense (red clover) is the source of this 1586-nucleotide messenger RNA. Its product is annotated as F-box protein SKIP23-like. The coding region runs from base 122 to 1291 and encodes 389 amino acids. The transcript is spliced from 2 exons. Gene Ontology annotation, molecular function: protein binding. The record is from RefSeq and is a predicted model, not a curated record. Lineage: Eukaryota; Viridiplantae; Streptophyta; Magnoliopsida; Fabales; Fabaceae.